Baudoinia panamericana UAMH 10762 is the source of this 1221-nucleotide messenger RNA. RefSeq lists its product as uncharacterized. The record is from RefSeq and is a predicted model, not a curated record. The transcript has a single exon. Lineage: Eukaryota; Fungi; Ascomycota; Dothideomycetes; Mycosphaerellales; Teratosphaeriaceae. Gene Ontology annotation, cellular component: cytoplasm. Gene Ontology annotation, biological process: pyrimidine nucleotide biosynthetic process; 'de novo' pyrimidine nucleobase biosynthetic process. Gene Ontology annotation, molecular function: dihydroorotase activity. The coding region runs from base 165 to 1109 and encodes 314 amino acids.
GAACGGCUUAGAACUGCCAGCAGCGGCAGACAUGCACGUCCAUCUUCGCGACGGGGCCAUGACGGAGCUGGUAGUGUAAUACCAUCCGGAAGCAGCCAUCUCGAUCUCCACUGAUACAGAAUAGGCCAACUAUUCGUGCCGGCGGAGUCAACACUGUGUUUGUGAUGCCCAACCUGGUUCCGCCUAUCACGACAGUGAAGCACUGCAUGGACUAUAAGGCGCGCUUGCAAGAACUCGAGCCCAAAGUCACUUUCCUAAUGUCGCUGUACUUGCACCCUAACAUCUCGCCGGAGACGGUAAUUGAGGCGAAGAAAGCUGGCAUUACCGGCAUCAAGUCCUACCCUCACGGCGUGACGACACACUCUGAGCAUGGCGUGAUGUCCUACGAGCAGUUCUAUCCGGUCUUCGAGGAAAUGGAGCGGCAAAACAUGGUUCUUAACCUGCACGGCGAGCUUCCACCCUCGGCAGGCAAGGACAUCACCGUCCUUAAUGCAGAGGAGGCGUUUCUGCCUACGCUGCUGGACCUGCACCGCCGCUUUCCGAAGUUGAGGAUCAUACUCGAGCACUGUACGUCCGCGGCCGCAAUCGAAGCUGUGAAAUCCUGUGGAGCGACUGUGGCGGCAACCAUUACCGCACACCACAUGUUCCUGAUUGUGGAUGACUGGGCCGGCGAUCCGCACAGCUUCUGUAAACCAGUUGCAAAACUGCCUUCCGACCGCCGAGCAUUACUGAAGACAGUAGUUAGCGGGGACCCCAAGUUCUUCUUCGGGACAGACUCCGCACCGCACCCUGCAGAGACCAAACGAGCCGACCGCUUUGCAGCCGGUGUAUUCACGCAGCCGCAUGCGGUGGGCUAUGUGCUGGAGGCUCUAGAACAGGCGGUGGAGCUCGGUGUGUUGAAGGCUGAAGAUGUCACCAAGGCGAAAUUGGAAGGCUUUCUCAGUCGCUUUGGCAGAGACUUUUAUCAGCUUAAGGAUGAGAGUGGCGAACGUACCGUGCUCUCCAAAUCGACCGAGGCGGUUCAAGAUAUCCUCCGAAGCGUUGAUGGUACCCUUGAAGUGGUCCCUUUCCGGAGAGGCAAGAUGGUCUGGACCGCUGUGCUCAAGUAAUCUAGCAGUAUGACCGGAGUCACUCAGCCAGCUUUGCGUAGGCUGUUGUAGUGUUCGCCGAGACCAAAGCCAUGCUUGUAGUAGCCGAGCCACAUGACCUUCUCUCCACCAU